Messenger RNA from Microcebus murinus (gray mouse lemur), 2627 nucleotides. The record is from RefSeq and is a predicted model, not a curated record. Lineage: Eukaryota; Metazoa; Chordata; Mammalia; Primates; Cheirogaleidae.
GUCGCCCACCCCGUCAUGACCGCGCGGCGGCCGCAGGAGCCUGCGAGGCCUCCGGCCCGUCCCAAGCUGGGCUGUGUCUUCCGGCGCGUGGAGGACGCCUGGGAGAACAAGACUCUGCAGCUGGGCGCGCUGGGCCGCGGGGGCCCUCGGGUUGCCGAGCUCCACCCCAGGGCGCGCGGCGACUCCGAGGGACCCAGAGUCUGCCCCGCGGCCCCGCCAAGCCCCCGAGGGCAGACCAGCGAGGCCCAGGCCUGCGGCCCACAGCAGAGCGACCGCCUUCUCAUCAAAGGCGGGAAGAUCGUGAAUGACGACCAGUCCUUCUACGCCGAUCUGUACGUGGAGGACGGGCUGAUAAAGCAAAUCGGGGAAAACCUCAUCGUCCCUGGGGGCAUCAGGACCAUCGAUGCCCACGGCCUGAUGGUGCUGCCGGGUGGGGUGGACGUCCACACCCGGCUGCAGAUGCCCGUCCUGGGCAUGACCCCGGCCGAUGACUUCUGCCAGGGCACUAAGGCCGCGCUGGCCGGAGGGACCACCAUGAUCCUGGACCACGUGUUCCCGGACGCGGGCGGGAGCCUGCUGGCGGCCUACGAGCAGUGGCGGGAGCGGGCGGACGGCGCGGCCUGCUGCGACUACUCCCUGCACGUGGACGUCCCCCGCUGGCACGAGAGCAUCAAGGAGGAGCUGGAGGCCCUGGUCAGGGACAAGGGUGUGAACUCCUUCCUGGUCUUCAUGGCUUACAAGGACAGGUGCCAGUGCACCGACGGCCAGAUGUACGAGAUCUUCAGCAUCAUCCGGGACCUGGGGGCCGUGGCCCAGGUGCACGCGGAGAACGGGGACAUCGUGGAGGAGGAGCAGAAGCGGCUGCUGGAACUUGGCAUCACCGGCCCCGAGGGCCACGUGCUCAGCCACCCCGAGGAGGUGGAGGCCGAGGCCGUGUACCGAGCCAUCACCAUCGCGAAGCAGGCCAACUGCCCGCUCUAUGUCACCAAGGUCAUGGGCAGGGGGGCAGCCGACACGAUCGCCCAGGCCAAGCGCAGAGGGGCGGUCGUGUUCGGGGAGCCCAUCACCGCCAGCCUGGGCGCCGACGGCUCCCACUACUGGAGCAAGAACUGGGCCAAGGCCGCCGCCUUCGUCACGUCACCCCCCAUCAGCCCCGACCCGGGCACAGCGGACCACCUCGCCUGCCUGCUGUCCAGCGGGGACCUCCAGGUGACGGGCAGUGCCCACUGCACCUUCACCACUGCCCAGAAGGCCGUUGGCAAAGACAACUUCACCCUGAUCCCCGAGGGCACCAACGGCGUGGAGGAGCGCAUGUCCGUGGUCUGGGAGAAGUGUGUGGCCUCGGGGAAGAUGGAUGAGAACGAGUUCGUCGCGGUGACCAGCACAAACGCUGCCAAGAUCUUCAACAUUUACCCCAGGAAGGGGCGCGUGGCCGUGGGCUCUGACGCUGACCUGGUCAUAUGGAACCCCAAGGCCACGAAGAUCAUCUCUGCCAAGAGCCACAAUGUGAACGUGGAGUACAACAUCUUCGAGGGGGUGGAGUGCCGCGGAGCGCCCGUGCUGGUCGUGAGCCAGGGCAGGGUGGUGCUGGAGGACGGGGCCCUGUUCGUCACCCCGGGCGCCGGCCGCUUCGUUCCCCGGAAGACCUUCCCGGACUUCGUCUACAAGAGGAUAAAGGCACGCAACCGGCUGGCAGAGAUCCAUGGUGUGCCCCGCGGGCUCUACGAUGGGCCGGUGCACGAGGUGAUGGUGCCGGCCAAGCCGGGGGGUGGCACCCCGGCUCGAGCGUCCUGCACGGGCAAGAUCGCAAUCCCAGCCGUGCGCAACCUGCACCAGUCGGGGUUCAGCCUGUCUGGGUCCCAGGCGGACGACCACAUCGCCCGGCGCACGGCGCAGAAGAUCAUGGCGCCCCCCGGCGGGCACUCCAACAUCACCUCCCUCUCCUAGACGCCCGACCUCGGCAGGUGCCAUGCUGCGCGGGCAGACGCAGAGCUGGCUGCUGCCGCCCUCUGCCGGCGUUCCCUGUAGAAGCUGUUCUAGAAGGUGCUCGGCCUUGCCCUCCCCUCCCCCACGAGCUCUCCUUCCGGGGUCCCAGGUCCUCAUGUGAGGAGCCCCCCCUGAAGAGGGCAGAGUUUGGGGGAUUUCACUGCCAGGGCGAGGCGGCUGGACGCAGCAGGGAUGGCUGCGGCGGCCGGGCUGGGUGCUAGCAGAGGGCCCGCCGCCCGCAGGGACCCCGGGUGUGUCAGGGACCACGGGGACAACCGGGGGUCCCCCACUUCCAGGCCCUGAUGGCAGAAGCCCCACUUCCGCCAGCUCCCUGGAGGCGGGCGCGAGUGGACGGCAGGGGGCACGGGGGUGCCAAGACGCCAGGGACCCUCGGGUGGGGACACGUGUGCACGUUCCCUGGGACCAACCCUGAGCUCUCGUAGUAGCCCCUCUGCAGGGAAACGUCACGGCCCUUUAGCCGAGAUGCUCCUUUUAUUACAAAACGUGUAUUUCGAUAGGUUUAUAGAGUAGUUUUGUACGGCGAGGACGCCGCAGCCAGACCUUGUGCAUGCCACCCGGUGCGGGCGGUCGCCCCGGUCCGGUGCGAAUCGUGUCAAUUAAAGCCAUCGGGUUAGAAGCUG